Selaginella moellendorffii is the source of this 1914-nucleotide messenger RNA. RefSeq names its product protein arginine N-methyltransferase 1.6-like. The record is from RefSeq and is a predicted model, not a curated record. The transcript is spliced from 5 exons. Lineage: Eukaryota; Viridiplantae; Streptophyta; Lycopodiopsida; Selaginellales; Selaginellaceae. Gene Ontology annotation, molecular function: protein-arginine omega-N monomethyltransferase activity. The coding region runs from base 852 to 1841 and encodes 329 amino acids. Gene Ontology annotation, biological process: peptidyl-arginine methylation.
UAGUGUUGCUUGGUUGGCUCCAUUCCAUAGUCUGCUACCACUGAAGCAAAGGCACUACCUUCCUCGCCUCACAUUUCCAGUAUGGCUGCAAGCCACCAGACCCAAAACAAAGCACGUCAAGUCCGGGAGGUGGAGUGUCUUUAGAGAACCAAACAGUUCCAAUGCCUCAAAUGAGCUAGGGCUACCAGCAUCCCGGCAUAUGAAACCAUGUCAGGCACGGGAAUCAGGGCCAGCAGCUUCAAAUCUCUGCCCAGAUGCCCAUUACCGGCAUAUGCUGUCAGCACAGUAUUCCACGUGGCAGAUUCGUGUUGGGGGAGACUUACAAACAUUCUUAUGGCCUUGGUCAGAUGCCCAUGCUGAGAAUAUGCCGAGAGCAUUGUGUUGAAGGAUAGGAGGCCUUGCUCUGGCACGGGGUUGAAGUUGUGCUGUAUCUCCUCGAUUCCGUACGCCACACUUGCUUUUCAAGAGCAGCAUUGUGGUCCAUGACACAAGAUCCCUCUGUGGCAUUUUCUCAAACACGCACGUUGACUGCUCUAUGCAACUGUGACUGGCAUAUGCCGCAAACAUUGAGUUCCAGGAGACAAUGUCCCUAAAAACAUGGUUGUUGUGCAUGAAACCAGGCUUCUUUCUGGCAUCUCUUCUAGGAAGUUUGUAGAUUCCUCUACACGACCGGCACGGGCAUACGCUGCCAGCAUGCCAUUCCACGUCGCCACAUCAAAGGAAUACUGCCAAACAGCUGCUGGGAGAGAUCCAGCCGUCCAUUCUCGGAGCAUGCCGCAGACUCGAACAUCUUGACGCACUCUUGCAUAUGCCCAGUCCGGGCAUAUCCCGCCAAGGGCACAUUCCAAGGCAUGACGCUCUUGUGGGGCAAAGAUUCUCUGGGCUUCCUCCAAAACCCCGUUCAGUACGUAGGCAUUGAGCAGGAGAUCCCAGGAGAAGGAAUCUUUUCUGGGGAGCGAGUCAAACACGCGGCGGGCAUUAGAGACAGUAGAGCACCUCCCGUACAUCUGGAUGAGCUUGUUGCAAAGGAAGAUGUCGCCGCUAGUGAUGGAUUGGAUCCUGGAGUGAGCUUGGAGAGCUUGAGAUGGAGUUGCACAGCAAUGGAUGAGCUCCAAGCACCCAGUCAUUCUUUCAUUCUUUGUGAGUUUAGGGUUUUAGAAGGAAGCAAUGCGCUCACGGGGGAGAGCGAAUGGAUUCUCGUUGGCGAUGGAGGCGACGGCGGCGAUGCGAGCGAUCCCCUGGCAGAGAGCUCGUAUCUUGACAUGCUGAAUGAUCGCGCCAGGAACAGGGCAUUCUCUUCAGCAAUCGCGAAGGUCGGCCGCCAUGGCCAUGUCCUGGACAUUGGUGCUGGCACUGGGCUCUUGUCGCUCAUGGCUUGGCGGGCAAUGGAAGAGCAGUGCCAGGUGACUGCUUGCGAAUCUUUUCUUCCAAUGUACAAGCUGGCUCGCAAAGUUUGCCGAGACAAUGGGACGAUGGGAGCGAUCAAGCUGCUCCAUAUGGGCUCGGAUGAGAUCAAAGUCGGGGUGGACAUCUCUAGCAAAGCCGAUGCAUUGGUGUGUGAGAUUUUAGACUCGGAGUUGCUUGGAGAAGGGAUCAUUCCAAGUCUAAGGAACGCUCAUGAGCAUUUACUCCGGCCUAAUGCUGCCACAGUGCCAUAUCGAGCUACUGUGUAUGCCCAGCUAGUCGAGAGCGACUUUCUCUGGAGAUUGCACGACCUUCAAGGGGUAGAAGACCAGCUGCAGGACGGAUUGGCUUUCGCUCCCAAUGAUUUCUACUCUUACUUCAAGCACAGACAGCAUGCGUUUCACGUUGAUGAAAUCCCCGCUUUCCGAGCCGUUUGAGGCCUUCGUUCUUGACUUCUAUAGAGCUCCAGAUGUGCGUGGAGAAUUUAAUCAAGCCGUGCAUGUCAACUUC